GGUGGCGCUGCAGUCCCAGGGAGCGAGAUGCGGAUGAGCUGCAGAAGCAGACAUCAGCUCUCAUCCUCAGAGUCAUUACCACGACGCAAUGGCCGCGGCAGUGGAUACGAACUGUUAAAGAUUGCUUAAUUCGUUUAACUGUCCCACACUGCGCAUGAUUUGCGUCUCUCGCAGCUGGAGAAAACGCUGCAAGUGGUGGUCAGUGCGCCAAGACGACUCGCCAGCUCCCACCAACUGUGACCCGGACACCACCAGGAAGAAGUUUAGCUAUUAGGCUGAAUGGCGGAGCCGGAGCUUCUGCUGGACUCCAAUAUUCGACUCUGGGUGGUGUUGCCCAUUGUCUUCAUCACCUUUCUCGUUGGGGUGAUACGGCAUUAUGUUUCUAUUCUUCUUCAGAGCGAGAAGAAGUUGACGUUAGAGCAGGUUUCUGACAGCCAGGUUCUUAUUCGGAGCAGAAUACUCAGAGAAAAUGGAAAAUACAUUCCCAAACAGUCCUUUUUGAUGAGGAAGUUCUACUUCAAUAAUCAAGAAGAUGGAUUUUUUAAGAAGACCAAAAGGAAGGUUGUUCCACCCUCUCCAAUGACAGAUCCCAGCAUGCUGACGGACAUGAUGAAAGGCAAUGUCACCAAUGUGCUUCCCAUGAUCCUCAUUGGAGGCUGGAUCAACUGGACCUUUUCAGGAUUUGUAACAACUAAGGUUCCCUUCCCUCUCACUCUGCGCUUCAAGCCCAUGUUGCAGCAAGGAAUAGAGCUGCUCUCAUUGGAUGCUUCCUGGGUGAGCUCAGCGUCGUGGUACUUCCUGAAUGUCUUUGGACUACGAAGCAUGUACUCGUUAAUUCUAGGCCAGGAUAAUGGUGCAGAUCAGUCGAGGAUUAUGCAGGAGCAAAUGAGUGGUGCCGCCAUGGCCAUGCCUGCAGAUACAAAUAAAGCUUUCAAGGCUGAAUGGGAGGCACUGGAACUGACUGACCAUCAGUGGGCGCUGGAGAGUGUGGAGGAGGAUCUGAUGAGCAGGGAGCUUGACUUUGAUGGCAUGUUUAACAAGGAGCUGCCAAGUGGUAUCUUCUGAUGGCCUGGUCACUUCUACUUGGAGCCUUCAAUUUGAAUUUUGAUCAUUGCAGGGAUUUGUUUUUGGUUAAAGACAGAGAAGGGACAAAUCCCUUUAUGUUAUGACAAGUUUACAUUCACUUAUUUGUGGUCCUUGUAUCUUCACAUGUAUUACCUUUUCAUUCCUGUCCAUAAAAUAUCUGAUAUGACUUAAAAUACACUGGUUCUGCUGCUGUCUCAUGCAUUCUGUAAAGCAUCGCUUUGUUUUUUCACCUUUGAGACAAUGAGAUGUUUGGGAGAAAUUAAGUGGCUUUUUGCUUAUUGAAAUGCAUUAUUAUUAGCUUCCAACUGUAUGCCAUCGUAAUGCCAUUAGGUAAUAGAAUGUGAACUACCUAGUUUUUUUUUCUUAUGUCAUACACAGCUGGAUUAGCUGACUCAAUUUUUACAUAUAUUGUUAUGUUUAAGAAGUAAGAUACAAUACUAUUUUAAAGGUCUGAAUUAUGUUUAAUGAAACUAUAACAAUCUUGAAAAAUUCUUUUGUUAGAUCAUAGAUGGAGCCGUUCUGUGUCAGCUGCCCUAAAGUUGGAAGUAGACCCAGAACGGAUUAGUUGGUGGCAGAGAAUCUGUUUGUGUGGUUUAAAUAUUGUUUUUAAAGUAUGUAGACUGUUUAAUUUUGUAAUGUAACUCCCCUGUGUUUUGUACAGUAUAA
Messenger RNA from Xiphias gladius (swordfish), 1752 nucleotides. It is a transcript of the gene emc3, whose product is annotated as ER membrane protein complex subunit 3. Bases 280 to 1065 code for a protein of 261 amino acids. Gene Ontology annotation, cellular component: membrane; EMC complex. NCBI's taxonomy places the organism in Eukaryota, Metazoa, Chordata, Actinopteri, Istiophoriformes, Xiphiidae. The transcript is spliced from 9 exons. Gene Ontology annotation, biological process: protein folding in endoplasmic reticulum. The record is from RefSeq and is a predicted model, not a curated record.